Lingula anatina is the source of this 9010-nucleotide messenger RNA. RefSeq names its product rho guanine nucleotide exchange factor 11. Gene Ontology annotation, biological process: G protein-coupled receptor signaling pathway; intracellular signal transduction. Gene Ontology annotation, molecular function: G protein-coupled receptor binding; guanyl-nucleotide exchange factor activity. Lineage: Eukaryota; Metazoa; Brachiopoda; Lingulata; Lingulida; Lingulidae. The record is from RefSeq and is a predicted model, not a curated record. Gene Ontology annotation, cellular component: cytoplasm.
GGAAAAAAUAAAACAACAUUAUUUAUUAAUGACUAAGAAAGUUGAAUAAACAUUUGACAAGAACAUCUAGUCAGGCCACAGGUAUGGUGAGGUCUGGUAUGUUAACAUUUACAACUGCACAUGUGCAUCCUCAUAUAUUGAUCAUGAUAAAGCACGCCACUGGUAUUAUACAGUGAGAAUACAUCAGUUACACUGAGAAGGGGUUGUUUUUGGGAGUGUGGCUGGAAAAUAUUCCAGAUUUUCAUGGCACUGUUGACGGCUUUGGAGUACCUAUCCAUCAUCAGUCACUUGAGCACCAGUCUGUAGUUUUUAUAUAUGUACGAUACUUUUUACACCAAACUCUUCGUGCAUUAAUUUAAAGGAGAAUAGAACAUUGCAUUUAAGCCAUUUGCCAUUGAGACAUUUGCGCAGCCUGUCAGAAGAAGGUGGAAGGUUUAAUAAAGAUUAAAUUCCACAUGGACACCUAAUAUCUGCCUCCUGAUGUCUUCAAGGGUACUUAAGAAACUGUACACAAACAUGGUGUUUAAUAUGUUGUGUUUAAGUGUUAUGUGUUAUUUUAGAUCAGCAGCAGAAUUCGCCUGUUGGUAUGUUUUCUACUUCUCAGCAUUCCUUUUUUUAUUCAUUAUAGCAUCAUGAUUCUAACCAUUCAGUAUGUGUGACCCGUGGAAAAUAUGUUGUUUUGUAAAGCCAGUAGAUGUUUGAUUAAGCUUUAUUGGUGUAUAUUUACACUUGCGUAGAUAUUUGUAUUAUAUGUAUAUAUAUGUCAUGUUUUCCAAUGGGAACGUGUAACGGGUCACAACAUUCAUAGCCAGGAUCAUGGUGCUAUUUGCUCUGUCUGUCUUAUGUACCAGAAUUUUCACUUUUAUUUCUGCCAAUUUAUAAUAAAAAUAAUCGUCACAAGUUCUGUUGUAAGAGUUACUUAAAGCAACACUCAUUGAACAAAGUUUGCUUUGAAAAUACUUGAAUACUUGUUUUACCAAAUAGUAAAAUUGUAUUUAUUAUCAAGCAUAUUCUGUGUAAUUGUUAACAAUAUGGUUCAGUAAGUCACAAUUUCCUCGUCUCACCUGUCACAAUGUUAUCACUUUCCUACCUACCCUGUCACAUCUACCACACUCAGCUGCCACUCCAAGCUGGGGGCCUGGUUCACAGAAUGUGAUAAGUUUUAUAGCCUAUCUUAAGCCAAAGACUUAUCACAUUUUGGGCUUAGCUUAGCUUAGACUGCUAUUUUUGGGUAGCCUACUAUAGAAAGUCAGUUUUGUGUGUGAUAGUAGACUAAAGCUUUUUUACCAGUGAUUAGUGGAUACGGCAAAAAUGUAGUUUACAUAGGUUGUUGUCAUCAAGGAGGGUAAAAAUUCGAUAUUCAGUUACAUUUUGUUCAAGGGACUUCUGUAAAUGAAAAUAAAAAGGUUAUCAGCCUUUUAGAUUCUUUGUUCAUAUGCGAAAGUCUGAAAUUCUUGGCAGUCUUUGCUGAUUUUCAAGUUAAGUCACAAUUUGUGAAUUAGGCCCCUGCAUUUCUGACACUUUUAUCAUGCCUACCACAGUUCUCACUAUCAACGCUCCUCACACAGGUCAACUAUCAUCCUACAUGGCAAAAACCAUUAAGCUACAGCUUGACAUUUAUUUAUGAUCAUGACAUCAAUGAUAAUUAUAUGUAUGCAGUGAGAUAUUCAUCAAAACAAUGGAUGUUGCGCAUAGGGAAAAGAAUUUUUUUCCUUAUUCUAGCAUGAUUGUACGUGGUCCAGAUUAUCAAAUAUAAAGUUUUGCUUAAUAGACCGUCAUACAUGUUACCCUGAAAUGGCAUUAAGAAAGCUUUAAGUAGAUGUACAGAAUGGUUUAAUAUAUCUUUUAUAUCUAUAUACUAUUUAAAUGCAAGGUAAGAAAAAAAGAUCCUGUUUGCAUAGAAUGAGGUGCUUGUUGUGUAUCUGCAAUAUGCAUAUCGCAUAUUCAUACUUUAUAAUUCAGAAAAGAUACCUUGCUUCCGUGUGGCUAUAUUGAAAAGUGAACUGCUAGUAUGUAAUAUUCCUGAACCUGUGUAUAAUAUGUUAAUAAGAUAAUAUUAAAUAAAUCGACCUUGACCUUUGCAUGUUACCCAGGAGAUGGCCUUGACCCUUUAUGUAUAUGCCAAGCUAUGAGCCUGGUUAUAAAUUUCAGAUAUGUUCAAAUUUUGUCAGUUUUGGUCUCUCAUCCUGUAGAACAACUUUUUUCAGCUUCCUCAGAGUUUCAAGAAAAGUGACGGGACCAUUAAGUCUUUCAAGAUUAAGAAAGCUUCGCCUUCAAAGGAGAGGGAGUUUGCCAGCCAAAAAAUUAAUACCACACUCAAGAUGUACGAGCAGGCGAUGCAAGAUUACGAGAGAUUAAAGGAUCAAUAUAGCAAAAAUCCCACAGAAAAACUCCUGUCACAGAUAGCCGACUAUGAGCGGAUGGUGCGGCAACUGGAGAACCAGCUCAAGAACCUGGGGGUAUCUCCACAAGACUCUAGGAAUGCAGGAACACAGAGUCAGGGUUCUCCUCCAUCUACGAUCCACCCAGACCGAGGCGACAGAGCCGAGAUGAUCAAGUCCGACUCCAAGUACGACAGCGAAGAUUCUUUAGAAAAUUUUGCCGAUGACAGCUCUUAUGACUCUCAUUCCUACCCCAGCAGUAAGGGGAAAAAUGUAGCACCUUGGUUGGGCCCUGGUGGUCCGAGACACUUUAAAUCUGGCUCCAUGCCAGACUCAUUUUACCAAUCAGAGGAAAGGUAUACACGAGAUAUCAAUAUAGAACGUUCAAAGUCGGAUGCAGAUGCCAGAGCACGGCAGCUUACUUCAUCAGAUACUUACCCUCUUAUGGGCAAAGGAAGAAUGGACUCGGCGGCGGACCUGCGACGUAGGGUGAUGAGAAAGUCCAUCUCCCUGCCCCUAAGUACAGAUGAGGGAGGGGGUGGGCUGUCAGACAGGGACUCCAUAGAGAGCCCCUCUACCUCCCCUACCCCCUCUCACCCACGGAACCGGGCCUGGGGAGAGUCCAUGGACCAGUCGGAUACCAAUGAUGGGGAUACCACUUCCACUGGAGAGGACAUGAAGGUGAUGACGCCGAGCUCGUCCCCACCGCCAGAACGGGGCUUGCCCAUUAAUGCAGCAUUUCGUCCGCAGCAGACUAACAUCAUGUGUGCUGAGGAUGAUGACUUCACAUCAGAUGAUGACCAUCUUGAAGAGCGCAAUGCCUUUCACAUACUGAGUACAUUGGAAACCAGGCCACACCUGUAUCAGCCAAGAGAGCAGCAGGGUCCAUUCAGCGACCUGAAUGUGUUGAAGAACAAACCGGCCCACUUAGCUGUGUUCCUACAUUAUCUGAUAUCAAACAGUGACCCGUCCCCUUUGUUCUUCUACCUUGUUACUGAUAGCUAUCAGCAGCAGACAGGGAAUGCCAAAGAAAUGAAGAAGUGGGCAUAUGAGAUCCAUUCAACAUUCUUAGUACCAAACGCUCCUUUAAAACUCAAUAUUGAGGAAAACGUCAUCCUAGCAGCAGACAAAGUUCUAGAACGAGGAACGGAGGAGCAGCUACGGAAUAUUUUCAACAAACCUAGAGAUGUAGCCCAGAAUGACAUACGAGAAUUGCUAGCUGAUUUCAGGAGAACAGGAGACCUGGGUUUGAGCAGUAUCUAUGGUGCUCAUGAACUGAAAGAUGAAUACAUGGACAGAAACAAUGAACUGAAGAUUGCUGAAAAAUACCUGGCACCACAUCUGGAGAGAUUGGUAGAUGACCGUCAGGACAGGGCCCAGGCCAUGGCCUCCGCGCUGACCACCUUCCUGCGGUCAGUUGGGAUCACCAAGGUCGGCCAGACGUCCAACGUCCUGGAGAGGUGUCCAAGCUUUGUGGCGAAAGACAAGAGGUUCACAAGUUUUAUGGGUCUCAAGAAAAAUGUGAAGAAGGUCUUCUCUGUCCGUGGUCACAGCUUUAUGCCACAGCAUUAUAGUCAAACCACCUUCUGUGUGUACUGCCAUAACAUCAUCUGGGGGAUAGGAUACCAAGGAUACCAGUGUAAAGACUGCAAGUGCGACAUUCACAAACAGUGUCUGGACGUGUUGGAGGAGCCGUGUGUAGGGAAGCGAAAACGGCCGUCUACGGCAGUCUACAUGCGAGAGCAAAUCUCUAGUCUGCUUGGACCAGGCUCUGGGGCAGAGAAGAAGACGCCAUCCUCACGGUUCUACCUCAACCAUCUGAGCAAUCCCUCACACGUGCCACAUAGCAACCAUACAGAAGUUGUUCCCCCCAAAACACCAGGUCCCGAGGACGAGACGGUGAGCCCCAGUGCUGCAUCCUCCAGGACGGCGUUCUACAUACAGGCUGGGAAGAAAGAGGAGGAGCCAGAUUUAGCUGCUGCACAAGACAACAAGUAUGUCAAGCGUGUUAUACAAAAGUUUGAGAGUCCGCCAGAACCGGAGGCCAACUCCUCAGCUACCACGGCAGCAUUUACCAAGGCUGAUGGUGAGCCAGAGAAAACUACGGAGGUGAAGAGGUCGGAAAGUCUGAGGGGCAGGCCCUUCAGUAGUGCAAUUAAGAGGAGGCAGACCAAGAGUGAUGUGGACAAGGAUGAAGAUGCCCUGAAGACUGCCCUGGCUGGUACAGUGGAUAGCUCUUCUAGCUCAAGUCUGUCCCAGAGAAGUGAUGACUUGACCGUGGAACCUACAAGUGGGGAACAUGACAGCGACUUUGACGUGGAGACGUCCAUGCCUCCACUGGAGAAGUUGGUGCCCAGGGAGAUGUAUAAGAAGCUGAAACCAAAGGAGAGGAAGAGACAGGAAGUUAUGAAUGAGCUGUUCUACACGGAGCGUGCUCACGUGAGGAAUCUGAAGGUAAUGGAGAGGGUAUUCAGAGUGCCUAUGAUUAAUGCAGGAUUUGCAGACCUCGCCAAUCUACUCUUUGUGAACCUGCCUAGAGUCAUAGAGCUGCACUGUGAAUUAAACAAUAAGAUGCGGGCCAUUGCUAAGGAACACCCCCUGGUGAAAGCUGUAGGGGACAUAUUGUUGUCCAGGUUUGAGGGAGAAGCUGGGAAGGAGUUCCAAGAGGAAGUCGCCACAUUCUGCCAAAAACAGUCCUAUGCUUUAGAUACAUUUAAAAACCGCAGGCGGAAGGACCAGAAACUAGCUAGUUUUUUAAUAGAGGCAGAGGCUCACCCUCAAUGCCGUAGGUUAGAAUUACAGUCGCUUAUUCCACAGCAAAUGCAGAGACUGACCAAAUAUCCUCUUCUCAUUGAAAAUUUAAUGAAGCAUACUUCUGUAAAUGAUGAAGAUCAGGAAAAGCUACAAAAAGCUUUAAAAUUAAGUAAAGAUAUUCUUACACAUGUUAAUAAGACAAUGGCUGAUUUUGAGAACCAUCAAAAGCUUCUCGAUUUGGCCAAACGUAUUGACAGGAAGGCAAUGGAUAACUAUGCUGUUCUACAAGAAUAUAAAAAUAUUGACUUAACAAACUAUACACUAAUCUAUGAUGGCUCACUCACGUGGAGAGUGAAUAGGACAAAGUCAAUAGACUUACAUGCAGUUUUAUUAAAUGACAUUCUUAUGCUACUGCAAAAACAAGAUGAAAAGUUAGUCCUCAAAUGUCACAGUAUGGUAGUGGGCAAAGAGGACACCAAAUUCACUCACAGUCCCAUCAUCAAGCUGACCAACCUGCUCACUAGGAAUGUAGCUACAGAUAAGAAAGCGUUUUUCCUGGUGAGCACGUCUGCUGUAGGUCCACAGAUCUACGAACUGGCUGCCAUGACAGCAGAAGAAAAGAAAAAAUGGUUUAAGCACAUCACAGAAGCUGCAGAGGCACAUAAGAGUCGGGAGAAAGAGAAUCCCCUUCAGAGGCGCCGCCAUGCCCGCGUGGCAACCAAUGACUCGGGGAGGAUACAGGAGGAGAAAGAAGAAAAACCAGGUGAUGAGAGCAGUCUGAACCGAGCCAAGAGCCAGAGUGUGGAGAGCCUGGACAACCUGGACAGAAAUGAGGUAGUCCAGGUCACGGACCAGCCACAGCUUGUCCAGCCAGCUGAGGUAGUGGUCACGGAGAAAGUGAUGCAGAGGGCAGACUCUGUCAUGUUGACGCCGCACGAGUCGUUAAAGAAAAAAGACCAACAGAUCAGGCAAGCACUGCAAGACAAGCAACGGAUCACUGCGGAAAUUCUACAGAUUGAGCCUGCUGAGUUUGAAAAUGUGGCAGAGCUGGCAUGUGCUCUAGAGGGAGAGAAGGAAGCCAAGGAACUCAUCCUGGGCUCUAUCCUCCAGACCAAUAGACUGACUGCACUGGUCAGCGAUGCUCUCAGGGUCGACAAGGACACGCCGCCCGAGCAAGCCACUGUGCGUGUGGAGAACAAACAACUGUACCUAUCUCUUCCUGCUGACAAGCUCAAUGCAAUUACUAGAAGUUUAUCAGAGGCUCUCACACAGUUAUUGACUGUCAUGUCAAAAUCUGACAAAGAAAAGGAGGACCUGCGUCUGAAAGUGAAAGAAAUGGACGACCUCCGUGACCAGAUAAAAGCAAUCAACGAGAUGAUGGUGAUGAUGAAUCUGGGAGGAGGGUCCUCAGGGAGCCGGCCGCAAAGUUUUAUCUCUGAGGCAUCCACGGCAUCUGAGGUGGAGGAACAGCCGACUGUGGUGACCUCUAGUGAGGACUCAGUAGGCCUGGCGAGCUCACCCACCAAGAUGUCCAUUGCCAGUCAUCCCGACACACAACCAGGGAAAGACGACAGUGACGACGACGAUAACAACAGCAGUGACAGUGACAAUGAGCACAAGGAGGAUGACAAAGACGAUGCAACAGUUGUCGCUGAUAGCGAACACAGUGAGACGGUCACUGAGAGCGUGAACACCCCCGGUGGUAAGGGGGCCGAGGACAGCGAUAACGAGGACUUUCACGACAGCGAGGAGCAGGCCAAGGGGUCAGACUCCAGUGAGGAGGAGGAGUUAGUGGACGCCCCGUCCAUACCAGACAAUAGUGACCAGACAGUUAAGGAUAGCUAGGAUGAUGUGAUACAGGGGUUUCAGCAUUCUUCUCCAAAGUGCCCAGCAGCAGUGAUGAUAAAACUGGAACACAGCGAUGUGUUUUGUUUAUGGGAAAAGGUACCCAACUUCAGAAGUGCACUGCAGGGGUUUUGUUUUAUUGGGAGAAAUUAAUUAUAGCUUCAACAACAGCAGAAGUUUGUAUCGCUUGUUCAGGGAAGAUUUUUAAAAACUUUUCAACUUGCUACAGGAGUUUCUUUCAUUGUACAUGGAAAAGAAAACAGGUGACAUAAUACACAGGAAUAUGAUACAGGAUGAUUUUAAAUUUGGAUUAAAAUGUUCUUGAUCCAAUAGAGGUGCACUAAAUUGCUCAUGUUAGCACUUAGUAGGGUGUAAAACUCGUUGUACAGGAGCUAAAAACCUGACCAUCCACUCAACAAACUUCAGAUAAAAAUAAAGGAGGCCUUUCAAAUAAUGAGAUAUUGGUUGGACAGGAGAUGUUUCAAAUUAAUUUUGGACUCACAUGGAGGUCUUAUCAAGUAUGUCAUGUUGGUUAUUUGGUAAUACCUUAGUGGCUUACCACUCAUACUGUGGAUCAGGCACUUGAUCAGCUCUUUGUUUGCCUGAUGUUGCUGAGGUCCUUACAUUCAUUAUCUGUCUACUGCCACAACAAAUACAUGCUGUGUGGUUUAAGGUGGCAGCAAGAACCCGUCUCACUUUGAGCUCCUUGUGCCUCUAUAGCUUACACAAGGAAAGUACUUUCUGACUGACUUGGAGCAUAAUGUCACAUGUAGAAUCUUCACAUAAUAUCUCGUCUCUUUCAACUCGGCCUUGUUCCUUACUCUGUAAGACUUAACCCAAUGCCUUUUCUAGCCUCUGAAAUAUGUGAGAUGAAAAACUUAAUUUGAACUAAAUUACUAAAUUUCACAUUGCACUGACUAUGGCAAAAAGAAAACCAUGCCUUACACAAGCAUCUAUUUAACGCAUUACUGGUAAAGGAAGGGUUGCUGCACACUGCACAGUACGAGAAAAGAUAAGAUGCCAAUUACAUUUUUGAUAAGAAAGUGAUGUCAAAAUAUAAUACUUUAACGAGUGUUGUUUGUAAUAAAGUCAUUGGCAAGGUAAAUUAGACUUACUGUAGGAAGGCACUACAUUAUAAUUGCAUAAUUGUGUUCGUUAUUGCCACACGACAGUCCCAAUAUUUUCUUUGGACUUUUGUAGUCGGCCAUUCAAAUAGAGACCCUUAUAGUUGGACUGGUCUGCUCCCUGAACUUAAAAUAGAUAACCAUUGGUUUUUCCCCCAUCUACCACACCAGUUGGUAAGUAAUCGACUAAGGGUGCAGUUGGCUUAUCUUCUAUUUUUGUGUAUCUAUCCACCCAGGGUGGAACACAUGCUGGAGAGACUCGACUUAAAAAACGCCUUCCGCAAGGGAACGUUUUCUUUGUUAACAGUCCAAGUUAUGUUUUCUACUGUAUGAUAAUUAAAGAGAGCUUGACAAAUUGAAAUUGUGUGCAAUACUAAAAAAAAUGUCAUUAAUUAUGUCAUUCAAGAUAAGUGUUCUACAUUGUUUAUAGAUAACCAGCUUGCUAGGUGUUAGGAAGGUAUUGUUCACCUGUCACUGUGACUUUGGUGUGUUUGUACCUGACUCCAAGCCAAGUGAAAAUCAAUCAUAAGAAAGAUUCACAUUGACGUUUCAUGAUGCAAUCUUGCAGCUCCUGUAACAUUGUACAUAUUGUGUAUAGAACUUCCUACUGGCAUAGGCAUUUUAGAGAGAAGAGAUUGCUAUUAAUAUUUACUGUUUAUUAUUACUAUUAUGAUAAGUAAAUAAAAGUACAGGUACAGGCCAAGACCUUUAUUAUUUAUAUGUAUAAUAUUUCACCAUGCAAGAAAGCAGGUGUGGCAUAACAUAAAAUUUCUAUUUCACAAGUGGGAGAUGAUCCAAUAUUAAAGUUAUAAAUAAAAAACAAGAUGGGAAAUUUCAGUGUAUUGCUCGUUAGGCUCCUUGUUUGUGUACAAUAUGAAACGAGAAUAAAUUCAAAAUACAAAGAAA